UUAUUAUUUUUUAUUCAUUGGUUUUGAUAUACCUAAUACCUAUGUUUGAUUUCAAAAAUUGGCAAUAAAUAUUUCUACUCGCACCAACCAGUCUCACCUGUGCUUACUGGGUAGUGGGUAUUCUACAUUAUGUUAAUGAACUGAAUAUCAAAGUUUAGCUUUCGUCACUUUCAUUAAAGAUCUUCAUAGUCUAAGUAUAGUCUCAAUUCUCGAUUGGAUUAGUUCUGUCAUUUUUUCACAUCUAUUCUACACAUUUAUCAACUCAUACAUAUUAAACUGAAUGUUUUCAAUUUUUCUAGUAGUCAUUUCUGUUUAUUGUCAGUGAUGUAUAGUUAAAUAGCCAUAUUGAUUAUUUUAUACUAGAAGUUUAAACCCACACUCAACCUUACCUGGGUUAUGUUUUGUUAAAAAUAAAUAAUAGAUUUAAAGCAGCAGUCAUGAAGUGUUCAGAUUGUGGUUCUCUGAACCUUGAUUCCAGUGAUGGACCGACAGUAUGUAUGGAUUGUGGUGGUGUCAUGGACGAAUCACAUAUUGUCUCUGAAGUCCAAUUCGAAGAAACUGACCAUGGAUCUCGUGCUGUUGGACAGUUUUUAUCUUCUGAUUCUCAAGCUGCUAAUUUUCACAACUUUGGCAGCGCUUUCCAUCAUGGCAUGAAGCAACCGUCUCGAGAAAUGACUCAAGCCAAAGCUAGGCGUGGUAUUCAAGUAUUAAGUAACAGUCUCAACCUUAGUCCUCAAACUUUGGAAAACGCUUGUGUUUAUUACAAUAUGGCAUUAAAAAGACAUUUUACACGAGGAAGAAAAAAUGCUUUAAUUUAUGCAGCGUCUGUUUAUAUAGCAUGCCGUAUGGAAGGCACUAUGCACAUGUUAUUAGAUGUAGCUGAUGCUAGUGAAGUUAAUGCAUUUGAACUUGGAAAGACAUACCUGAGAAUGAUGCAAACAUUGACUCUAACAGUGCCUAGUCUUGAUCCUAGUAUUUUCCUCAUGCGUUUUGUUAAUUCUCUAGAUUUUGGUGAUAAGACCCAUAUUGUGUACACAACAGCAAUGCGAUUACUACAAAGAAUGAUGAGGGACUCAAUUCAUACAGGUCGAAGACCAUCUAGUUUAUGUGGUGCAGCUUUAUUGAUUUCAGGGCGUAUGCAUGAUUUUAACCGCACUACUGAUGACAUUAUUAAAGUUGUUCACUGUCACCAUGCCACUUUGAAGAAACGAUUACUAGAGUUCAAAGAUACACCUUCUAGUAUGUUAUCAAUAGAAGAGUUUAUGACUGUUGAUUUAGAAGAAACACAUGAUCCUCCGUCCUAUCGGGUAGCUCGUGCUAGAGAUAAGGAGCGUAUAGAUAAGUUUUUUGAAGCAAACGAUAGUGAAAAAGUGAUUGACGAAGUAAAAACUGCAAUUGAAAAAGAACUAAGUAAGAAAAAAAAUACUACAGUUUUAGGUAUCAAUUUGGUAGAAAUUGCAGCAACAGCAUCUUCUUCUGAACCUGGAGGUAGUUGUAAACAACCCGUUAAUGUAGGACCUUCGUUAGAAAUUAUGGGUUUAUCUGAAAAUAAACGGUCUUAUGAAGAUGAUGAUGAAGAAGAAUCACUAUGUGAUGUUAUAAUAGAUGAAGAUGAGAUUGAUUCUUAUAUUCUGUCUAAGGAAAGCCAUCAAAUCAAGAGAAACAUGUGGAUGAAAAUGCAUGGUACUGCUUUUAGGAAAAUGCAAUUAAGUAGAGAAGAAAGAGCAAAGAACCCAAAGGUUAUUAGAGCUAAAGAAAAAAAAGCCAAAAAUUCAUUACGGACACCAGCAAAGACAGCAGCUGAAGCUGUGGAACGGGUUUUGAAAAAGAAAAAACUAUCAUCAAAAAUUAACUAUGAUAUACUCGACAAUCUUGAUAGUUUUGUUAAUUCUGAUUCCUCAUCCCUACCUGGACUAUAACUUAUUUUAUUUUGUAAUAUUUAAAUGUUUUUUUUUUUUGUAUUUAGUUGCUAUGUUAAGUAUAAAUUAGGCAUGCAAGUAAAAUUUUUUUUUACAUAAUUUAUACAUUUGAAUAUGAUUUAAGUCAAUAUACUUUCUUACAAAAAAAAAAAUUAGACAAAUUUAAUAGUAUUACAAACUAAUAUUUUCUUUGGAACAAGUAUUUAUUAAAGAAAGCUUUUUGUCUAAUUACAUUCAAACUGUAAUAAAUUCAAAUUGUUAUGUUUGUAUUAAUUAUUAUGUAAUUAUUUUAUACUAUUAAGAAUACAACAUCUAUGACACUUUGUAUUCUAUUUGCUUUGUUUUACAACAUAUAAGACUAAAUAAUGUCUAAUCCAAAAUUAUGUUCUGUACUUAACCCAGAGUCGUAAGUUAAAAGGUUGACAUGUCCAUGUCAAAAUUAUCUAUCUACAAAAGUGUCAAGAAUAAAAUAAUUUUAUGUAA
Messenger RNA from Melanaphis sacchari, 2402 nucleotides. RefSeq names its product transcription factor IIIB 90 kDa subunit (gene Brf). NCBI's taxonomy places the organism in Eukaryota, Metazoa, Arthropoda, Insecta, Hemiptera, Aphididae. Gene Ontology annotation, molecular function: TBP-class protein binding; RNA polymerase III general transcription initiation factor activity; RNA polymerase III type 3 promoter sequence-specific DNA binding. The record is from RefSeq and is a predicted model, not a curated record. Gene Ontology annotation, biological process: transcription preinitiation complex assembly; transcription by RNA polymerase III; DNA-templated transcription initiation. Bases 438 to 1919 code for a protein of 493 amino acids. The transcript is spliced from 3 exons. Gene Ontology annotation, cellular component: transcription factor TFIIIB complex; transcription preinitiation complex; nucleus.